Molecule: messenger RNA, 4770 nt
Organism: Eimeria necatrix
Lineage: Eukaryota; Apicomplexa; Conoidasida; Eucoccidiorida; Eimeriidae
Exons: 5
Coding region: 1-4770 (1589 amino acids)
Source: RefSeq, a predicted model, not a curated record
AUGUCUCUGCAGCGAGUCUCCAGGUGUACAGACACCUCCUCUCUAGCCUUUGCUGCCUUUCACUCUCGCGCCGCCAAGUGCCCGCGGCCAGCAGCAGCAAGAGCAGCAGCAGCAGCAGCAGCAACGGCAGCAGCAGCAAAGGCAGCAGCAGCGAAGGCAGCAGCAGCAGCAGGAGCGGCAAGGAGACACAAGUUUGCCUGCAUAUCCACAUGCGUCACACGGGGUCUUCGUGCUGCUUGCUGCAGCAGCAGUAACAGCAGAACGCUUUGCAGCAGCAGCAGCAGCAGCAGCUUGGGGAGGACCGAUACCACGGGCAGCAGCAGCAGCACAGCAGCAACUGCAGCAGCAGCAGCAGCAGCACGCUGGUACCCUUUUCUGGGUCCUCGACGAGACCCUGCAGGCUUCCUUCAGACUGAAGGGCUGCUGCAGCAACUGCUGCCGCAAGCAGCAGCAGCUGCUGCUGCUGCUGCUGAGCCACUCUGCACAGACAAUGAAGACUGUAGGAUAGCAGCAGCAGCGGCAGCAGCAGGAGCGGCAGCAGCAGGAGCAGCAGCAGCAGCAAGCGCAGUUGCUUCUGACGAGCAGAAGCAGAUCGCAGCUUCUGUGGGGAGUGCCGUUGGUCAGUUCAAAGCGUUUGCUGCUGCUGCUGCUGCUGCUGUGGAAGCAACAGCAGCAGCGCUGCAGCAAAUCGUUGCGGAGAUCCCCUCCCCCGCCAGUGCACAGCAGCACCAACAGCAGCAGCAGCAGCAGCAGCAGCAGCAGCAGCAAGAUGAGAACAUUCAGUGGGAGCUGCCAGCAGCACAAAUCCCUGUUGACGUCCUUGGCGACUUCGCCUAUUACUGCCGGCCUUCCCCCUUCUGCCCUGAAUGCGCCGUCCUCUGCCGCAAGCCCCUCCCACAGCAGCAGCAGCAGCAGCAGCAGCAGCAGCAGCAGCAGCAACAGCAGCAGCCUUUGGAGUCGCUGUUCGAUCUGCUGCAGCAGCAGAGGGGCAGGGAUACGGGACUGUUGCUGCAGCAGGAAGCCACUGCGUUGCUGCUGGAGGGAGAGGAGCAGAUCCUGGACCUUGGUGCAUUCAAGCUGCAGCAGCAGCAGCAGCAGCAGCAACAGCAGCAGCAGCAGCAGCAGCAAGCAGCAAUCCCUGUGCUGCGAAGCAUGAGGGUGUGCGGAGACAAAGGACUCGUUGUUGGCAUUUCAGUCGACCCGGAAGGCGCAGACAGACCGCUUGCGUUGCUGCGGAUCAGCAGCAAACAGUGUAGCAGCAGCAGCAGCAGCAGCAGCAGCAGCAGCAGCAGGUGCAGCAGCAGCAGCAAGGGCAGCGAAAGACAGCCGCCACACCUGCUGUCUCCUUGGGAGUGGCUGCCUGCGGCCCCAGAUGUGAGGGAUGUCUCUGGUAUCGAAUUUUGUGCUGCUGCAGCAGCAGCAGAAGCAGCUGCAGCACACGAUCCACCCGCAGCAAAAGCAGCAGCAGCAGCAGCAUCUGCAGCAGCAGGGUCGACGGCAGCAACGGCGGCAGCAGCAGCCAGAGCAGCACCAGCAGCAGCAGCAGACUUCACCAAUGCCGGGGGUGCAGCUGGAAGCUUAUAUACUGCUGAAGCCCCCCUUCGUCCUGCUGCUGCUUCUGCUGCUGCUGCUGCUGCUGCUACUGCUGCUGCUGCUGCUCAGCCAUUUGUGCUCUUUGCGUCGGAAGUUGACAGCAAAACUCUAAGAGCCACCCGAGUUGUUCGCCUCUGCUUCAGUCCUUCGCAGCUGGCCCCUGCAGCUGCAGCAGCAGCAGCAACAAACACUGCAGCAGCAGCAGCAGCAGCAACAAACACUGCAGCAGCAGCAGCAGCAGCAGUACAAUGUGAAGUCAACAUUCUCACUGAUUGUGAGGAGACAACUCAGCUAAGGUGGACUUUUCCGUUUGUGUUACGGGAAAAGCAGCUGCUGCUGCCCCCUGCAGGCUCGGCUGCAGCUGCUGCAGUCCCGGCACUUCACUAUGACGUGGGACUGAGCAAAGACAAACUCUAUACCUUUUUCACAGCAACAAACAGGAGUUGUACGUACACCUGGGCGCUUCGAGAGAAAGACCCCUAUGGAACUCCUCGGCUGCUUUUUUGUGGAACUCCUCACUUCUUCGAGUCUGUGUCUGCCUUCGUCUACUUAUUUAUUUGCUGCCCCUCUGGCGAAUUUGGCUGCUACGCACUGCAGCAGCAAUUUCUUGAGGCUGCCCUCACAGCAGCAGCAUCAGCAGCACCAGCAGCAGCAGCAGCAGCAGAACCUGAGCAGCAGCACCAAGGUGCUCUGGUGUCCGUACACCCGGCAAACACUUCCUGUCAGCAGCGCCCUACCCACGAGGGAUUCGCAGAGAAAGAGGGGGGGCGUGUGCAGCAGCAGCAGCAGCAGCAGCAGCAGCAGCCGCAGCAGCAGCAGCAGCAGCUGCCGCUGCUGCUGCUCUACAGGGGGCAGGGGCUGCGGGUGAGAGAUGCUGACGUAAUGCAGCAGGGCAUUGUGGUGUAUGCGCAGCUGUCGGCAGCUCGCAAUGUGCUUCUCGUGAUCAAACCACCUGCUGCUGCAGCAGCAACGGCAGCAGCAGCAAAGGCUGCUGCAGCCGCAACAGCGCCAGCAGCUGCUGCAGCAGCAACGGCAGCAGCAGCAAAUGCUGCUGCAGCUGCAACAGCGCCAGCAGCUGCUGCAGCACACAAAGCGGGUAGUGCAGGAGCUACUGGAAGCGAAGAGGAGGCUGCAGCAACAGCAAGCAGGAUGGGCUCUCAUGAGCAGCCCCUGCAGCAGCAGCAGCAGCAGCCACUGAUUUCAGCUGCUUGCACAAAUGCAGCGAAGUGGAACAGCCCUGCAGCAGCAGCAGCAGCAGCAGCAGUGCCAGCCACUACUUUUAUGCAAGCCUCGUUGCCGCUGGGAGGAGCAGGGCUUCUCUCUGCUGCAGCAAACGCAAAUCCUCGUGCUGCAGUGGUGCUGCUGCUGCUGCAGACGCCGCUGCACCCUGCAGUCUCUGUGCGGCUGCAUGUGCCCUCCUGCAGCCUCUCGCUGCAGCAGCAGCAGCAGGUGGUGCUGCUGCAGCCUCAGCUGCUGCAGCACAUUCGUGCUUUGUGCGCUAGCUUGCCAGCAGCAGUCACAGGGAGCCAGUGUCGGCGCAGCAGCAGCAGCAUUAGCAGCAGCAGCACAAUGAGCCCUGUAGGCUUGUCAGGGCGCAUCAAGCGGUGGUCUCGUUGGGCGCAAGGGCUGCAGCAGCAGCAGCAGCAGCAGCAGCAGCAGCAGUGGGCAGCCGACUCUUUUGCUUCUCAGUUUGCUGUUGAAGUUUUGCUCGCCCCUUCGAGAGAUGCCCAGGCACUAAUACCAAUAACUCUUAUCUUGCCCAAGGCAGCAGCAGCCUGCCUCCAGGCGCAGCAGCAGCAGCAGAAGCUGCAGCAGCAGCUGCUGCAGCAGCAACAACAAGAGCAACUGCAUCCCCUGGCAGAGACAGCAGAAAACGCACAUGCAGCAGCACAGCCGUUUGCCUUCAGUUCAUGCAUGGAAGCCAGAAGAAGCACAGGCAGCAGCAACAGCAGCAAGUGCAGCAGCAACAAUAGCUGCAGCAGCAGCAGCAUUGGCUGCAGCAGCCUGGUACAGCUUCCGGCGUCUUCGCCGUUGUUGCUGCGCUUCCCAUGGUCGGUUGGUGGUGCUGCUGCUGCUCGCUGCAGUUUGCUGCUGCAGGUCUACGGGGCCUACAAGGAGCCCUUAGCUGCUGCUUUUGAUGCUGCUGCUGCGCUGCUGCUGCAGCAAGGGUGGGCUGUUGGCUUCGUGCAUGCGCGGGGGGGAGGGGAUGUCCCGGGAGAAGCAGCAAGCGACGGCAGGGGGCCCCACAAGUCCCAAACAGCAGCAGAUGCUGCUGCUGCUGUUUCUUAUUUGCAUGCGCUAGGCCUCAGCAGCCCGCAGGCGACAGCGCUGCAAGCAGCAUCGGCGGGUGCUGUUGCUGCUGCUGCUCUGCUGCUAUCCAGCAAGCGCAGCGCGGCUCUGCCAGCCCGCAGCCCCGCUGACAGCCAGCAGCAGCAGCAGCAGCAGCAGCAGCAGCAGCAGCAACAGCAGCAGCCAAGAGAGGCUUGGAUACGUUGCUUGCUGCUGGACAGGCCCUUCAUCGAUGUCUGGUCCGCCAUGGAGGACCCUUCAAUGCCUUUAACACAACUCGAGGUCGAAGAGUGGGGCUGCAUGCAUGCACGGUGUAGCGGCAGCAGCAGCAGCAGCAGCAGCAGCAGCAGCAGCGGAGCUGCAGCAAUGGAUGAGACCGACCCAUGGGCUGUGUGGGCAGCUGUGGCCAAGGAUGAGGCUGCAACCGAUUGCUGCAGCAUUGCUGCUUAUUCCUGUUACGAGCAACUCUUGCUGCUGCAGCAGCAGCAGGAGGCGCAGCAGCAGCAGAAGCAAAUGCAGCAACAGCAGCAAGUGAAGCAGCAAGAGCAGCAGCAAAGCCCGCAGGCAACGCCGCUGCCUUACCCCCUACCAACUGUGCUGCUAACAACAACUCUCAGCGACACGAGGACCCCACCGUGGCACGCAGCAAAACUAGCAGCACUUCUUUCUAGCUUCCAACAGCAGCAGCAGCAGCAGCAGCAGCAGCAGCAGCAGCAGCAGCAACGGGUCUAUUUGCGGUGCCUCUUGACGGGCUCAGGGCACUACGGGGAGUUGGAGCAGCAGCAAGAAACGAAGACAGCAGCUGAGACUGUUUGCUUCCUCCUGUCGCAGAUAUCUGGCUGCAGCGUUUCCGCUCAGCCAGCCUCAACUCCAAACCCUAAACCCUAA